Messenger RNA from Diorhabda sublineata, 2119 nucleotides. RefSeq names its product cell division cycle protein 16 homolog (gene Cdc16). Lineage: Eukaryota; Metazoa; Arthropoda; Insecta; Coleoptera; Chrysomelidae. The record is from RefSeq and is a predicted model, not a curated record. Gene Ontology annotation, biological process: cell division. Gene Ontology annotation, molecular function: protein binding. The transcript is spliced from 11 exons. Bases 115 to 2058 code for a protein of 647 amino acids.
AUAGACAUAAAAUUUAUAAAAAAGAAGAAGAAUAUAUUUCGACAGUUUGUUAUAAAUAAGUUUAAAAAUGGUAUUAUAUUUAAAUUGUUAAACAGUUAAUUUAAUAAUAAUAAAAUGAAAACAACAAACAACGUUAACGUGGAUAAUUACAGAAAAUUAGUUCAAACCUAUAUCGAUUUGCAUGUGUAUAGUACGGCGUUAUUUUGGGCCGACAAAGUAGUAGCAUUAACCUCAAAUCCGAAAGAUAUAUAUUGUUUAGCACAAUGUAUGUACCUUUUAAAGCAGUACCAUAGGGCUACGCAUCUAUUAAAAUCGAAAAAUUUAGAUAAGACUAACCUACAAUGUACGUAUUUGACGGCACGUUGUUUGUACGAAGCGAACGAACUAGUAGAAGCCCUAAAAGUCGUUAAUAAUAUAGAUAAUGUUAGUUCAGUAUCGAAGGAUGGUUUUUCAUCACCUUUCAAUAAUUCCACCCCGGUUGUAUUCGAAAAUAGCCCGAAAAACCAAGCUUAUUCGGCCUUUUUGCUUCUGAAGGGGAAAAUUUUGGAGGGUAUGGAUAAUAGGGGCCUAGCGGCGGACUGUUAUAAACAAGCUUUGUACAUGGACGUUUAUUGUUACGAAGCUUUCGAUUCUUUGAUAAAAUAUCAGAUGUUAACCCAUCUAGAGGAAGAAGAAUUAUUAAAAUCCCUCCCGAUAUCCGAAGAAUGUUCACCGGAAUCGGCGGAAAUUUUAUACGUUUUGUACGGAUCGAAAUUGAAAAAAUACCAUACGCACACGAACAAACCGACUACAUUCGACGACAAAUCCAUCGACAUAACGAAUAAUCCGCAUCCUUCAACUGUUCGAACGCCUUCGAUCGUAAUAACGUCGAGCGUUCUAAAAAACAACGACAAAAAUACGAAAAAAACCGACGAAAACGAUCAGAUGCUCGUCGACGACAGUUCGGCGUCGAUAAAAUUGAAGAACAGCCUGGAUUUGCGCGUCGCCGAAGCGGAAAGGCUGUACUAUAAUUGCGAUUAUCGUUCUUGCAGCGCCUUAACCGAAAAUAUAUUGAAAAUCGAUCCCUACCACGACGGUUGUUUGCCUAUACACAUAUCCUGCCAGGUGGAAUUGAAACAAAGCAACAAAUUGUUUUCGUUGGCGCACAAUCUCGUCGAUCUAUAUCCGAAUUUGGCCAUUUCCUGGUUCGCCGUUGGAUGUUAUUACUACAUUAUAGGAAAAAGUGAUUUCGCUAGAAGAUAUUUGGCGAAAGCGACUUGUCUGGAUAGAUUAUUCGGUCCGGCUUGGUUGGCUUACGGACAUUCCUUCGCGAUCGAAAACGAACACGAUCAAGCGAUGGCGGCUUAUUUCAAGGCGUCUCAAUUGAUGAAGGGGUGUCACCUGCCAUUGUUGUAUAUCGGAUUGGAAUGCGGUUUGACGAACAACGUCCGAUUGGCCGAUAAAUUUUUUCAGCAGGCUCAAAAUAUAGCGCCCGACGAUCCGUUUAUAAUGCACGAGAAGGGGGUGAUUGCGUUUCAAAAUUUGGACUACGAAACUGCCGAAAUACAAUUCCGAAAGGCACUAGAAAGAGUACGACGUAUCAGAAAAGGUAUAAUACCCCAAAGGUGGAGCCCGCUGUUGAAUAAUUUGGGCCACACAUGUAGGAAAUUGCAAAAAUACGAAGAAUCCCUCGAUUUCCACAACCAGGCCCUCCUACUACAUCCCCAAUCGGCAGGUACGUUUGCCGCCAUAGCUUACGUCAACGUCCUCAUGGAAAAUUACGAGGAAGCCGUCGAAUGGUUCCACAAAGCACUAGGUUUGAAAAGGGACGACGCAUUCAGUACCACCAUGUUGAAUUACGUCAUCGAUAAGUUAACCGAAGACAAACUUCCGUAUCCGGAUUGUCCCGAGGAAAUACCGAAAUUCAACAUAGAACCGAAAAUAUCGGAUUCGACUGCCAGCGAAAGUAUGGCGGAAUCGUCGAAUUCCGUUAUACCGAGCGUUAAUAACGAAAUGUCCGACAUGAGUAUGAGCAUAGAGGUUGAUAUGGUCGACGCUAGUGAUAUAGUUAAAGAAUGAUUGUUAAUUUUCAUUUCCUAUUCUGAUUAAUUUGUGUUAAUAGAUAUUGUGUUUCAUUCGA